Nezara viridula (southern green stink bug) is the source of this 366-nucleotide messenger RNA. Lineage: Eukaryota; Metazoa; Arthropoda; Insecta; Hemiptera; Pentatomidae. The record is from the annotation of a GenBank genome assembly.
AUGAUUGCCAGCACUUGGCCAGAUGGGACCUCCUCAGUGACAGGCCCGAAAAGCACUUCCCGGCUGACACCUGAGGGCCUUAACCGGACUCUUUCCUAUCCCUGCACUCCACGACCAAUAGGUAAGGAUACACCUGAUGGCAUCCUUGGAAAAGACAAAACCUACUUCUCUAGCUUCCGCACCACAGUAGAUAGUACCAGAACAACUGGGGUCAUACUACUGGGAGCAUCUAACACACGACCACUACGUCUGCAACCGGCGUACCGCCAAGCGGCCCCGGCCACCAGCCCAUGUAGUCAUUGCCUGAAGGAGGCAGACCACCAGCCCGUAGUACCAUUUUUGGACCUAAGGUCCCAGAGGCCAUGA